AUGCAAGUUCCCCUGAUCCGGCUCCAAUGCGGGGCCAACUCCUACGAGUGGGGGAAGAAGGGCAACUCGUCUGCCGUUGCCCGCUUUGCUGCUGCAACGCCAUCUGCAGACUUUACGAUACAGGACGAUAAGCCGUACGCAGAGUUGUGGAUGGGCACCCACCCCUCCAACCCGUCCAAAGAUGUGACCACCGGCCGCACCCUUCUCGAGCUUGUCCAAGAUAACAGAGCUCUCCUUGCGCGCUCUAUCGCCGUUCGCUACGACAACAAAGUCCCCUUCCUUUUCAAAGUGCUCUCCGUCAACAAGGCCCUUUCCAUCCAAGCGCACCCGAACAAGAAGCUGGCUGAGCAACUUCACGCGAAAGACCCCAAGAACUAUCCAGAUGACAACCAUAAGCCCGAGAUGGCUAUCGCCAUCACCCCGUUUGAGGGUCUUUGUGGAUUCCGUCCUCUCGGAGAGAUCGCACACUUUCUCGAUGCCGUUCCUGCGCUUCGCCAACUCGUUGGCGACGAAACCGCCAAGGAGUUUAUCGAGCUAGUCGCAAGCACAAAGGACGAUGAAUCCAAGGAGGCGGUUGAGCGUAACAAGAAGUCAUUGCAAAAAGUCUUUAGCGCGUUGAUGUCUACCUCCGAGUCUGACAUGUCUUCAGCGGCGGAAACGCUGGUCAAGUCCGCGGCGAGCGACGGGGCCGAGUUCGCUGGAGGGGGUGUUGCUUCAACGUCCGGGUCGACCCUGGGCGAGCUGGUAACUCGUCUUCACGGCCAGUUCGGCGCUGACUACGGCCUUUUUGUUCUUUUUUUGCUCAACUUUGUCACGUUGCAACCUGGAGAGGCUCUCUUCCUCCAAGCCGACGACAUCCAUGCGUACGUCAGCGGCGACAUCAUUGAAUGCAUGGCGAGUAGCGACAAUGUGGUUCGGGCGGGAUUCACUCCCAAGUUCAAGGAUGUCGACACUCUUGUCAACAUGUUGACGUACAAUUACGCGCCCAUCGACGAGCAGAAAAUGGACCCUAGCGAUUACCCGUACGCCACGCUCAACCGCGCGGGCUACAGCUCAGGAUCCACUGUCACACUGUAUGACCCUCCCAUCGAGGAGUUCAGCGUGGUGCGCAGCAACCUUAGGGGUAACGCAGCUAAAGCGACGUUUGACCCGCUGGAUGGUCCCAGUAUCAUCAUCUGUACCGCUGGGCAAGGCAAGAUCUCGGUCGGCCCGACCGUCCAGGAGAUCAAGGAAGGCUACGUCUAUUUCGUGGGUGCCACUGCGGAAUGCGUGCUCGAAUCUGUGGGAUCGGGUGAAGACGAUGAGUUCAUUACUUUCAAGGCGUUUUGCGAGAUUGAUGAGCCGGGCGGCGGCGGCGCAUCCCUCUAG
Dichotomopilus funicola is the source of this 1368-nucleotide messenger RNA. Its product is annotated as mannose-6-phosphate isomerase. The record is from RefSeq and is a predicted model, not a curated record. Gene Ontology annotation, biological process: carbohydrate metabolic process; GDP-mannose biosynthetic process. NCBI's taxonomy places the organism in Eukaryota, Fungi, Ascomycota, Sordariomycetes, Sordariales, Chaetomiaceae. The transcript is spliced from 2 exons. Bases 1 to 1368 code for a protein of 455 amino acids. Gene Ontology annotation, molecular function: mannose-6-phosphate isomerase activity; zinc ion binding. Gene Ontology annotation, cellular component: cytosol.